This is a messenger RNA of Drosophila bipectinata, 5233 nucleotides long. It is a transcript of the gene wake, whose product is annotated as wide awake. Lineage: Eukaryota; Metazoa; Arthropoda; Insecta; Diptera; Drosophilidae. The record is from RefSeq and is a predicted model, not a curated record. Gene Ontology annotation, biological process: regulation of establishment of bipolar cell polarity; establishment of mitotic spindle orientation; signal transduction. Gene Ontology annotation, molecular function: protein binding. Gene Ontology annotation, cellular component: spindle.
CAAACCCACUGGUUCAACGCGCGCAUCCAAAUACCGCCACGGAAGUGUUACAAAAAAAGUUUUUGAACCCGAAAACAGCAGUUAAAUGGUUCGAGAGAAAUUGCGAGUAUAACUAGAACGGGAAGAACACGAAUCCUCGAGGCGAGAACAGCAUCGUCAUCGUAGAAGGCAGCAGGCAGCAGGCACAGCGGAAAGGAUUCGCCAAAGGACUACGCAGCCAGCAUACAAAUGCCAGCGCUGCCAGCAAAAGUUGUUGGCGGCAAAAUAACCUGCCACUAACAGCAGCCGACAAAGGAGCAACUACCAGCGGAGAGGAGCAUCAUCAUCAUGGAGGAGACUGCAGCGGGUCCGGCGAAGAAGAGCGGCACCACUCUGUCGGUGGAUCGGGCCGCCUUUCUCCUGCUGCGCGUCAGGAAAGUGUUCAAGAAGAAGCGCCAGCAGCGCAAGGAGCGUCAGGCCCAGCAGAGUGGAGCCGCUGCUAGUGGGGCGGGCGGUGCAGGCGGCGGAUCCGGGUCGCAAUCGCGCACGGGCAGCCGCAAGCUUCCGCCACCAUUGUUACGGUCGCGGACACUGCCCGCCAUUAUUGUGCCAGGACUUCCGGUAGUCUCGCUGCACACGGAUAAACAAACAUUUCAAUUGGACGAGCGCUUGCUGGGCAGCAAGAGCCGCAGCGGCAGCGCCAGCGGUCAUCGGUGGUCAUCUCUGCUGACGCGUGCCACUAACCACAGCAGCAGCGGCAGCGGCGGCGGCGGCGGUGGCAGCAGUGGCGGCAACAAUGCCACCAGCAACAACAACAACAAUAACUCGCAUUUGGCUAACAACAAUAACACGCUGAUGGUGAAAUCGCUGAAUCUGCCAAAGGACGAUAGCAAUUUGGUCUAUCGGCGCAAGUCCUCGGGCAGCACUCCGCACCACCACCAGGGCUCGCACUCCCACCACCACCACACCCACCAUCAGCAGCACUUGCAGCAGCAGCAUGCCCACCUCCAACACAUGCAGCACCUGGGGGACAGCUCACUGUUCCAAUUGUCCGACGACUUUGAAUGCCAUGCCGACGGUUCCCUACUACUAAGGAUCCCCGCCCCGCAUGUGGUGGCGGCGCGUGCCUAUCGACUGGCAGCGAGGAAGAGAGGCGCUGCCUCCUCCGAGGCAUCCACUCCACUGUCUCGCGAGCCCACCCUCCACGAAGUACCGCUAGCAGAGGCAUCCGGCUCCGGAUCGAGUACGACCUUCACACGGCUGGCCAAAUUGCUGCAUCAAUCAACCGCCCUGGCUGGGAGGUCAAGCCUGCAGCCUCCGCCAGCAGGUGACAACGUGGUCCAGAGUCUGGGACUCGGUCUGGGCCUGGGUCUGGGCGAGGAGGCGCCGCGUCGUCUGUCCUGGGAACGGCGCAAGGACAGCAGUGCUCUUCAGCGUUCCGCCAGCAUCGACUCCUUUGCCGAGAUUGUGUUUAGCGACCUGCCCCGCUCCUCGCUGGCAGUCACGGCGCCAGGUGCCUCGGCGGCAGGUGGACCCUCCCCCUUCAGCAAGCGACCCUCGGCCAGCAGCCUCUACUCCACCUCCACGGGCAGUUCCUUUGGCUCGCAGGUGCAGGCCCAGCUGAAUGUCAAUUACGGUGACUCGGCAGCCGGAUCCGGGUCCGGUGGCGGAACGGGCCCAGGACACCACACAGCAGGUGGCAACGGGGGAAGCGGGGGCAGCGGCAGCAGGCGCGAGAGCAUGCUGAGCCCCUCGUCCACCAGGCGCUCCAAGCUGACCAGAAUCAUAAACGCUCUGUUCUCGGCGGUGGAACACGGCCACCUGGAGAAGGCGCGCACCAUCCUAGAAUCCACCGAUGUGGAUGUGAACAGCAUCAACAGCGACGGUCUCUCCGCCCUGGACCUGGCAGUUCUAAGCAAUAACCGCUCCAUGACCAGGAUGCUCCUCCAGCACGGCGCCAUAGAGGGCUCUCAAUUCUCCGUGGACACCAUCGGCACCAAACUGAACGGCCUGCUCAAGGACGCCGAGUCCCGCAUCCACGAUCUGAGUGGACCGGAGGGCCUGUGCCCCCCCAUCUUUGCAUCGCGCCCCUCCAUCUCGAGCAUCAUAAUUGGCAACUCGAGUGCCUCGGUCACCGGGUGCACGGGCAGCGAGGUGGAGAAGCAGAUUGGCAUCUGGGAGCGACGGGUGAAGGGACUGCGCCGCCUGCAGCUCGGCUGGGAUCAGGCCAGGCCGCCAGAUGCACCCGCCUCUGUGGUCGUCGACGUCACCGGCGACAACUCAAUCAGCGUCCAAAUCCUGGAACCCUUUGAGGGAGCCAUCGGCACGAAAUUCAAAGUUCAAUGGUCAACCCGCGCGGACUUCAACAACGUCGUGGGCGAGAGCGAGCUGCUGGAGUGGGUCAGCUUUCACGGCACAAUGGGUGCCCAGUGCCACAUAUCGGGCCUGACCCAGGGACGGCGCUACUUUCUGCGCGCAGCCUGCGGCAACGUCAAGGGAUGGGGCGCCUACCGAACUUCGGUGCCCGCCAGCGUGGUGCCCUCGACCUGGCGGGACUUGGACAAUCGGGAGGACCGUUUUGUGGGCCGUCACCGCAUCCUGGACAAUCUGUUUACCGCCGUGCGCCUGGCCCGACCCGCCGAUGUCUCCGAGCUGACUCUGGAUCCCACGAGUGGCCAACGUCGCAACCCGAAAAAGAAAACCACCAUCAAGCAGCUAUUCUCGGUGACCUCCAAGUUCCAAAAAACUCUGAGACGUGGCAUUUACUUUUCCUGCAUCGUCCAGUGCGACGACAAGGUGCUGGUGACUAGUGAGGACUUCCCGCCCGUCAUCGAGGUGGACGAGACCUAUCCCAGUGCCCUGCACAUGGACUACUACUGGCUGAUGAAGGUGGCCUGCACCUGGGACGAUGUAAAGUCGCUUCGGACCGACAUGGAGCGGAAUCUCACCUCCGCCGUUCACUUCCGCACGAAGCUCUUGUCGGCCGUCUGCCAGAUGCAAAACGCCCUCGGCUUCACGGAUCUGGGCCAGCUGUACUACAAGCCGCUGAGGGAUGCCCAGGGCACUGUGGUGCUCACAUGCGUGCAGUCGGUGAAGAGCCAGAAAGCCGUAUCCAUCCUCAAUUCUCGGUGGCUGCCAGUCAGCAAACUACAGAAGAAGCUGGGAGCCCUGCACGAGGACUACACCAUCAAUGAACUGUUGAUAUCAUCGAUUGGAGAUCAGUUGCACUACCAGCAGGCUGCACUGCAGCGCCUAGAACCCGGUCUCUAUCUGGGCUACCUGAAAAUGCAAUGCUCCAUGGACCAGAUCCAAGUGGUGGUACCGGUGAAGACACCCAAUGUCCUGCCUCACUGCAAGGUGCGCGAGAACAGCCACAUCACGGCCGAGGAAUGGCAGGUGCUCCACCGCUGCAGCGGUGACCCUCUUCGCUUGCCGUUGGACUUCAGCGCCCACGAGAAGGAAGCAGCUGCCGGAGCCGCCACGACGGAGGUUCAGCGCCUGUUCCUCUACGAUCUCACCAAUGCCAUGCACAAACUGUUUGCCAGCAUGAACAUCAAGCCUGCGGAUGCGGCCACCCACCGCCUGUACGACGUCGAGGUGAUCGAGCAGAGUCCGGAUAUUAGUUUCCUUGUGGUCUGUCCCUCGGCCGAAGCCUCCUGCGCCGUGCCUGGCCAGUCGGAGCUGCUGCUCCAAAGAGACGACCUGGCAAGCUUGAGCAUUCAGGCGUUCGAAAUGAUCCACCUGCGCACCUACCAGCCCGCGAUUAUACAAAAGUACGCCCGCCUUUCCUGCAUCCUGGACCUGGACACUGGGCUGGCCACUCACGCUCUCCGGGAAGCCUUCUCCAGCAGCGAGCUCCAGGCGGCCAAGGAGCGACUGGCCACCCUGCAAGAACUAACUACAAGCCUGACGCUGGUCUGGAAGAGUGUGCGCUGGCUAAUGGACGUGGUUGCCUACGCACGAAACAAAAGCGCCCAGCCCUCUCUGGCCAUGCGAGAGAUCCUGGACUUUACCCAGCAGCGGCAGGAAGAGUCCACAGUGGCCAACUCCGCCAGCAAGCAGCUCCUCCAGCUUCCCAUUCGCGAGAGUAAAUUCACCAAGGCAGGAACGGGACGAGGCAGCUGGCCCGGACCUGGCACUAGCGAGGAUCAGGCGCAGUCCAAGCCAGAGCACUCGAAAUCCGAACAGAAUCUGGGAUUAACUGCUAUCACCCCGGUGGAACCUUCUGCCAAGCAGAUUCAGCAUCCCCAGCAGCAGCAACAGCCACCACAACAGCUCCUGCAAGUUUCCACCACCAGCGAGUACGCGGGCUCCAUGUGCUCGGAUGUGUCCUUGCGGAAGAAUAGCGGCGACUCCAUGAGCUCUACGUACACGGCGCGCAGCUUCUACUCCGCCGUGGACUCUGCCUCAGAGGGGAAUAGCACGAAUAGUGUAUUUGCCAUUCCGCCCUCGCGCUCCGAUGAUACCCUUGCGGAUGCACUGCGACAUUCGCAGACCGUGGCUGCUCAGCGGAAGCGUACCAGCUCAAAUAUAGGAUCCCACCCCACUCCGCUCAUCACGGUGCACAGCUCCAGUUCGGCGCCGUACCUGGCAGGAUCCAGUGUCUCGCUGAGGAGUGGAAACGGAGCCUUCGCCACGGACCUGGAGCAUAAACCCCUGAAGCCCGCCACUAAGGCGGCCUCGAGUGCGAAUCUGCGCGAAGGUGGACCGUACUUGAAGAGCACACUGGCCGAGCUGAGGGCAGUGGGUGGCGAAGAGCCGGUGGCUAGCACAUCGAAAGCCUCGUCCACCAAAAGUCUCUCCAGGCAGAGCAGCGAGGAGGACUCGGCGAGCUGUUCCAGCCUCAAUGCGGAGCAGACAUCGGGCAUCAUCCAAGUGUACACCGCCUACAACACUGGCCUGGCUAGCGGAACCAGUCUCAAGCUGCACGUGACCCCCAAGACGACGGCCCGUGAAGUGAUCAACCUGGUGGUGAAGCAGCUCAACAUGGCCGUGGUGCUCAAAGGCAACAACGGGCCCAUCUACGGGCCAGAGAUGCUGGAGAACUUCUGCCUGGUGGCGGUGAUUGGAGCGCGGGAACGAUGCCUGCGGGACGACUUCAAGCCCUUGCAGCUGCAGAAUCCGUGGAAGAAGGGACGCCUCUACGUUCGCAUGAAGCACGAGCUGCUGGCCGCCAUUGAGCACUCCAACCGGAAGUCGCAUUUGAUCUAAAUACCCCAGAGGUUUAAGUUUGGAUGCUUUAGCUUUGUUUCUU